CAGACUCGACUCGCGACGGCCGGUUGCACACCUCGCCUCGGUUGCACUCAGCUGCACACGCUACGCACAGAUACGCAUUCCAUUUCGACGCAUCGAGCACGCACGUCACAGCAGACCGGCACAGUAUCGAGCCGCAACCACGGUGUAGGAUACGGGAGGAUCAGGAAGAAAUCAGCUGUUCUUAGUCGUCACGCGCACCGUUUUUCCGCGCUGAAAGAAAAGCAGGAUGAGGGAGAUCGUGCAUCUGCAGGCUGGACAAUGCGGCAACCAAAUCGGCGCGAAGUUCUGGGAAGUCAUUUCUGAGGAGCACGGUAUCGACCAAUCAGGCAUUUAUCACGGGGACAGCGAUCUGCAGCUCGAACGAAUCUCCGUGUAUUAUAAUGAGGCGUCUGUUGCGACAUCCACGAAUGGAGGAAAAUACGUGCCACGCGCGAUCCUGCUGGAUCUGGAGCCAGGAACGAUGGACGCCGUACGAUCUGGCGCUUACGGGAAGCUCUUUAGACCGGACAACUUUGUGUUUGGGCAGUCCGGUGCCGGUAACAAUUGGGCGAAGGGCCAUUACACCGAGGGUGCCGAGUUGGUCGACUCUGUUCUCGACGUGGUGCGAAAGGAGUGCGAGAACUGCGAUUGUCUUCAAGGUUUUCAACUCACUCACUCGCUGGGAGGCGGCACCGGAUCUGGAAUGGGCACCCUGCUGAUCUCCAAGAUCCGCGAGGAAUAUCCUGAUCGGAUUAUGAACACUUACUCGGUGAUGCCGUCGCCUAAAGUGUCUGAUACUGUCGUCGAACCAUACAACGCGACUCUGUCGGUGCAUCAAUUGGUGGAAAACACCGACGAAACUUAUUGCAUCGAUAACGAGGCCUUAUACGACAUCUGUUUCCGCACUCUCAAGGUUUCCAAUCCGAGUUACAACGACCUCAAUCACCUGGUCUCGCUCACUAUGUCCGGAGUGACGACUUGUCUCAGGUUCCCCGGACAGUUGAAUGCCGAUCUUAGAAAGCUCGCGGUGAAUAUGGUACCCUUCCCACGCUUGCACUUCUUCAUGCCGGGCUUUGCGCCUCUGACGUCCAGGUCCAUGCAACAGUACUCGGCACUUUCCGUGCCAGAGCUCACCCAGCAAAUGUUUGACGCGAAGAACAUGAUGGCGGCCUGCGAUCCUCGUCACGGCCGAUAUCUCACUGUGGCGGCUGUCUUCCGCGGCAGAAUGUCGAUGAAGGAGGUGGACGAGCAAAUGCUCAGCGUACAGAACAAAAACAGCUCAUACUUUGUCGAGUGGAUACCGAACAAUGUGAAGACCGCCGUCUGCGACAUCCCACCGAAGGGCUUGAAAAUGUCGUCGACUUUCAUCGGCAAUACCACCGCUAUUCAAGAGCUAUUCAAAAGGAUCUCUGAGCAAUUCACGGCGAUGUUCAGAAGGAAAGCCUUCCUUCACUGGUAUACCGGUGAAGGCAUGGACGAAAUGGAGUUCACCGAAGCCGAAUCGAACAUGAAUGAUCUGGUAUCCGAAUACCAGCAGUAUCAGGAAGCCACAGCGGAGGAGGACUUUGAAGCAGAAGAGUGCGCCGAUGAUUUCGAAACUUGCGAGCAGGAAAAUUGAAAACAACGCGAUGCUGCUCUCUUUUUCUGAUUCUAUCUUCAGCUUUUCUUGUCCCGUUAUCGUAGAAACUUGCGGAAUGACCGAUUGUGCGCUUGCGAGAAACCGCCUUUUGAUACUUUUAUAUAUGAUACGCUUUGUAAUUGAUGAAGUGAAUGUAAUAUAGGUGAUUGAAAUGAUUUUUAUACGAUAUUGUGAUACCAUGAUAUUUAUAUAUAUGAAUAUAUAUGAUAUAUAUUUAUGAGGAUUAGUAAUUGAAGGUAAAUGAUAUAAUUGCGGCAAAGAAUAAAUUAAAGAAUAAUUAUUAAUUACGCCUAUAUUAUAUUCAGCUCUAUUAGUGAUAAUUAUAAAAAUCUUAAUAUGUUGCUUGGAUAAAUGUAACAUGAAUUGAAUUGUAAUAAAAAUCCUUGAAAAAUCA
This is a messenger RNA of Cataglyphis hispanica, 2012 nucleotides long. Its product is annotated as tubulin beta chain-like. The coding region runs from base 227 to 1597 and encodes 456 amino acids. The record is from RefSeq and is a predicted model, not a curated record. Gene Ontology annotation, biological process: mitotic cell cycle; microtubule cytoskeleton organization. Gene Ontology annotation, molecular function: GTPase activity; GTP binding; structural constituent of cytoskeleton. Gene Ontology annotation, cellular component: cytoplasm; microtubule. NCBI's taxonomy places the organism in Eukaryota, Metazoa, Arthropoda, Insecta, Hymenoptera, Formicidae. The transcript has 4 exons.